Messenger RNA from Psylliodes chrysocephalus, 4125 nucleotides. NCBI's taxonomy places the organism in Eukaryota, Metazoa, Arthropoda, Insecta, Coleoptera, Chrysomelidae. The record is from the annotation of a GenBank genome assembly.
CUCAAAAUUCCCUAAAAAAAAAUUAAAUUAAAUAUUGAAAAAUGACGAAAUUGCAAGAAUGGCUCGCAGGUUUAGGCAUUUUAUUUGCCAUUUGGUUUCAUUUAAUAACUAGUAAAGACCAUAGUACUUUUGCUAAUGAAAAUUACAAUGUAAUUUUAUAUUCACCCAUUGUUUUUGUACUUAUUUUUGGUCUUUAUGCUGCUAGUGUGGUGCUCUACAGGGUGUUUACCUUUAAUGACUGUGAGGAAGCUGCUAUGGAGCUACAGAAGGAAAUUAAAGAAGCUAAAGAGGAACUAUUAAAACUUGGAUUCAAAUUUAAAGAAAUGACAAAUUAGAUGUACAAGAUUCCUCAUAGUCAUUGCAAUGAAAUGUCCAUUGCACGUCAUUAAUGAUGAAAAUUGUUUAUCAAAUUGAACAGAUAAAUCAUUGGUGUUGGUCAUAUUUGUUGAUUUUCAAGAUUGAAGUGGGUAAUGGACAGUUGCCAAAUCAAUAUUUAAUAAUAAUAAUGUCUUUAUUAAAUAAAUUAUUACAUUACAUUUGAACCAAGAAGGAGAAGAUUAGCUGAAGCUACUUCUUAACUUUUAACCUUCUUGGUUUACAAAAGAAAAGAAAAUAAAAAAAAAAAAUGGAAAAAGUAGUUAGAAAUGGACAAAAGCAUUAAAAGAGUUGUCAGGCAAUAGUAAUUAAGCGAAUAAUAUAAAAUAGAAUUUGAAUUAAAUGUUCAGAAAACAAUUAUUUAUUGCCCAUUAAGGAGAAUAUUUUUAAUAGUGUAACGAAAAUUGUUAAUUGAAGGAAGAUACAUAAGAUGCUGAAACAAAUUAUAAAACUUAACUAAAUUAUAGGUAAAAGAAUUGCUCAAACAGUGCAGUAGAAUGGUGUGGCCAUGGUAAGAGUAUUAAAUCGGAUAUUACAAUUCUGGACAGCAUUUCUAAAAAUUACCUUUUCAAACAAAUAUAAAGGAAUCCUAUUUUUAAAUAAGCGAUACAAGAAAGUUAGAAAAUUUAGCUGAAAUAAAUUGUUAACGUUUAACCACUUAAGUUCAUUAAUGUUAAAGGAUAUGUGAUCGUAUUUCCUAAGAUUAAAAAUAUACCUACAAGUGUUUUGUACACGUUGUAGCUGGUUUUGUGAGGUUUUAUCAAUGUAAGGGUAAUAAAGUGUAAUGCAGUAGUUUAGAACUGAAAGAAACAAAGACUCACAAAGCUUUUUAUGCAUUUUGAAGUUUAAGAUAUGCUUGUUGGCAUAUAACAUCUUUGAAGUAACAUUUGAAUAUGGUCUUUGAAUCUAAGUGAUUGGUCUAUGAUUAAUCCUAGAUUUUUGGUUUUCUCAGAAAAAAUUAUUCCAACUCCACCCAACUCGAGCCUUAAUGAACCUUCACAUAUAUUUAUUUUGGGUUUACUACAAAAUAAGAUUGCUCUGGUCUUAGAUGGAUUGAGUGUUAUGUUCUCUGGAACAUUUAAAAAUGGCAGCUAAAUCCAUAUUUAUAUUAUUGGUAUUAGGAAUAUCUGUAGGUUCAAAACAAUGAACAAUCUGUGUGUCGUCGGCAUACAAUUGUAUUUCCCUAUUUCUAACAACUUUUGGCAACUCUGAAGUAUAUAUAAGGAAUAACAAGGACCCCAAAAUGGAUCCUUGAGGCACCCCCGGGACAAUAAAUUUGGAAUUUGAAAAGCUACAGGGUGGAGCUAGUUGCUCCCUAAACUUAGGACAGUUUAUUUAAUUAAACCUGUUUGUUUUUGAAAAUUAAUUUUAGCAUAUGUAAAAAAAUUCUUUUCUGUAUACUUAUUUCUAGUAUUUUAAACCGUUAAUUAUUUUUCUUUUUUUUUGCUCUUGACCGUUUUCUUACAGGGUAUAAGGAAGAUAAGUGCUUUAAUCCUAAUUUAGUGGCUACCUUUAGCAGUGACAGCCUGGAAUUUUAUUUUUACUCCACUUAGUUUACCUUGAGUACACUCUGGUGUGCUACAGGGUCGCAGAGUAAACUGUGUUACCAAAAUUGGCGCCAGAGCAACCCCUAUUCAUAACUCACCAUCAUAGCGCCACACAGACUUCCCGAUUCUUUGUAAGUGGAUUCGGAAGCGUGUUACACUGGGUUUGGCCAUUUUACUUAACUCGAUGUUGUAACUCGUACUUAAUUUUUCUUUAAUAGUUUUUUAUAACGUUUCAGUUUCUUCUUUGGUCAAACAUUUAAUAAUUACGGAUCCGGAAUUACAGGGUAACCUCCUUAAUCCAAACACCUAAUUGUCAGACCUUCUGCGGAUUAUCGAAUUGUUCGGAUUAACGAAUAUACAAUAAAACACCUCUUACACAUUUUUAGACCUUUAGAUCUAUGUUUGUAUAUUGAUUUUUGUACAUUUAAAUGAAUUAUCAAACUACAUAUGGGCGACGCGGGCCACGCUGCAGGUCUUUUCCUGUCAGCGUUCGGACUAUCUCGCAUCACGAUUUGCGUUCGGAUUAGCGUGGGUUCGGAUUAUCGAGGUUGCACUGUAGUUGUUUUUUGUACACCUAUUUUUAAAUUUUGUAGCUUAACCUCCCCCUCAAUGUCUUCCUUUGUUUUCUGUCGAUUCUGACGCAUUUUUGGUCUAAUAAUUAUCUUAGGACGAUUGUUUUUCACAUUCUUCGUAUUAUUUUUGGCAAUAUGAGCAUAGGUAGAUGUAGAAGCGCCAUGGUUAGCAGAUUCACUAAUUCUAUUUUCCAAGUCUGUAAUUUUACUUUUCAGUAUUUCAAUAAUGUCCUCUUUGUCCUUUAAUAUUUGGCAUUUAUCAUUGAUUUGGUCACGCAAAAGUUCAAUAAAUUCAUAAUUAAGGCACUUAAUGCACUGGAUUUUUAGGACACGACAAGAUAAUGGUAAGCAUCUUAUUUCAGAUGCAGUUAAUUUGGAGCAUUCCAAACAAAUUAAGUUUCUACAGGAAUCACACGGGUAGCAUGGAUUCAGUUCUUUAGUAGGUUGCUUGAUUUGAUUGCACAAGCUACACUCCAUCAUUAACCAUAUUCUAUAUGCAAAAGUAUAUUUUCCCGCCCGCCACUGCGUGUACACAAAACUUCACUGAUUGUUCUGUCCAAUGAUUCCCUUCCACCAAAUGAUAGGUGUUACAUUCUGCGAAGCAGUCCAAAUGAAAUCUUUCGCCCACAUACCUUCGUGCGCUCUAUAAUUGGCAAUUUCAACAAGCAACUGUUCAUGAUCAAUUAUUGGAGAAAUGGUAUCAUCAGAGAAAUGUGAACUUCUUGCGAAGCUAACUAUGUGUUCAAUGGCAUCGAGUUGUUCUUCAGCACUUAAGUAGCAACCUUGUGCCUUUGGAUCUAAUUGACAAGAUGCUUUAUGUAAUUUUGCCUUGCGCAAAUAACACCUAAAAGUGCCACUGGCCCCCUACCAAUAAUAUAAGUAAAAAAUGACAUUUACGGAUGUGUAUUUGGAACUCAAGAGUAAGAAACAUAACAAUAAUUUUUAAUUUUAACAGGAAGUAGGAUUUGUGCAUUAUUAAUAGAUAUAAUUAUUAACGGGAAAUGCCUAUUAGCAUAUUUUUUGUUUUUGGAAAAAUCAAAUUAAAAGUUUUAACAUGACAGAAACUACUGUAAUAAAAACCAAUAUUUUAUUAUAUAAAUUUUAUGCACGAUAAGUAAGGUAAAAUAAUAUUUUCAAUUUCAAUAUAUUUUUUCUCUGUAUAUCAUUUAUUGCGCUUUAUUAAUUUUUUUCUUGGUGUAUUAUACCGGCCAUCCGUCUCAUAAGUCAAAUCAAGGUUACAAAAUUUUAAUCUCUGAACUUCAAAGGACCGACAGUUAUUGUCGCGUCUCUGUGGUUGUUAUUCUCGGAUACAGGUUUAAUGAAUUACUUAUGUAAAGUGUCAAAAGAUGGAGUUCAAAUUAAACAUUAGUUUUUAUAAAAUGUUUCUUGAGAUCCUCGAAUUUUGUAGCAACGUGGCAACGUCUAUUUUCAUGAGUUUAUGAGGUGCAUUGGAAAUUUCAUUGCAAUGACUAUAUCUAUUAAAAUUAAUGAAUCAUGCAUUUAAUUAAAAUUAUAACCAAACAAAUUUAACUCUGUCUACUUUAGAAACAUUACUUUUAUCAUGCAAUAAACUAUAACAAAGUAUCAUAUAGAUAUUUUGAUUUGAAAACAUUUAUAAAUCAAAUUUUCCU